CCGGUAAUAUUAAAAUAGAGACUCAGAGUGAUGAAGAGAAUGGGCGUGCCUGUGAAAUGAAUGGGGAAGAAUGUGCGGAGGAUUUACGAAUGCUUGAUACCUCUGGAGAGAAAAUGAAUGGCUCACACAAUGGCCCAGGCAGCAAGGCUAUGUCAGGAGUUGGAGGCAUUCGACUUCCUAACGGAAAGCUAAAAUGUGAUAUCUGUGGGAUAAUUUGCAUCGGUCCCAAUGUGCUCAUGGUUCACAAGCGAAGCCACACUGGAGAACGCCCUUUCCAGUGCAAUCAGUGUGGUGCCUCCUUUACACAGAAGGGCAACCUUCUGCGCCACAUAAAGUUGCACUCAGGUGAAAAGCCCUUCAAGUGUCACCUGUGUAACUACGCCUGCCGCCGCAGGGAUGCCCUCACGGGACACCUGAGGACUCACUCGGUUGGCAAACCUCAUAAGUGUGGAUACUGUGGUCGCAGCUAUAAGCAGCGCAGCUCUUUGGAAGAACAUAAAGAACGCUGUCACAACUACCUGCAAACCAUGAAUAUCCCAAGCAGCCUUUAUUCAGUCAUAAAAGAGGAAACUAACCAGAGUGAAAUGGCUGAAGACCUGUGCAAGAUAGGGUCAGAAAGAUCCCUCGUGCUGGAUAGACUAGCAAGUAACGUCGCCAAACGUAAGAGCUCUAUGCCUCAGAAAUUUGUUGGUGAGAAGUGUCUGCCUGACCUUCCGUAUGAUGCCACCACCAACUAUGAGAAGGAGAAUGAGAUAAUGCAGACGCACGUUAUAGACCAGGCCAUUAAUAACGCCAUCAGUUACCUGGGGGCAGAGUCCUUGCGUCCCCUUGUCCAGACACCACCAGUUGGUUCUGAGGUGGUGCCUGUCAUCAGCCCCAUAUAUCAGCUCCACAAACCUCUUGGGGACAAUCAGGCUCGCUCCAACCAUACAGCUCAGGACAGCGCAGUGGAAAACUUGUUGCUGCUUUCCAAAGCCAAAUCUGUCUCCUCCGAACGAGAUGCUUCUCCCAGCAACAGCUGCCAAGACUCAACAGAUACAGAGAGCAAUAACGAGGAACGCAGUGGUUUGAUUUACCUGACAAACCACAUAGGUCCCCAUGCAAGAAAUGGCAUCUCUAUAAAAGAAGAAAACAGGCAAUAUGAUGUCUUGAGGGCAGGUACUGACAAUUGCCAGGAUGCUUUCAAAGUCAUCAGCAGCAAUGGGGAGCAAGUGAAAGUUUACAAGUGCGAACACUGUCGAGUCCUUUUCUUGGAUCACGUGAUGUAUACGAUCCAUAUGGGCUGCCACGGGUUCCGCGAUCCUUUUGAAUGCAACAUGUGUGGCUACCAUAGCCAGGACAGGUACGAAUUCUCCUCCCACAUAACUCGAGGGGAGCACCGUUUCCACAUGAGUUAAAACUCCACCAGCACAGAUCUCGCCUCAACAGCUGCGUUACUGGAGCUGUACUAGCCAUGACAGCAACAAAGCACAAGUCAGCUGAACAGCAGAAGUAACAAGAGAAUCAAAAGUUCAGCUAUCU
This is a messenger RNA of Apaloderma vittatum (bar-tailed trogon), 1521 nucleotides long. RefSeq names its product IKAROS family zinc finger 1 (Ikaros) (gene IKZF1). Gene Ontology annotation, biological process: regulation of transcription by RNA polymerase II. Lineage: Eukaryota; Metazoa; Chordata; Aves; Trogoniformes; Trogonidae. Gene Ontology annotation, molecular function: RNA polymerase II cis-regulatory region sequence-specific DNA binding; DNA-binding transcription factor activity. The record is from RefSeq and is a predicted model, not a curated record. The transcript has 5 exons. The annotation marks the transcript as partial.